UCGCCCACGGCGCGGGAGGUGGCAGCAUCCCCAGCAGCUCCGCAGGAUCCGCCGUGCCGGAGGUGCCCUGGGUAGCAGGAUGACGCUGUGGAACGGCUCCUUCCCCUUCUACCCCAGUGCCAACACCUGCUUCCCCUUUGACACCACCUGGGCCAUCAUUAUCUCCAUCUUCCUCUCCAUGUUGGCCACUUUCCUCAUCAUCCUGCCAGGGAUCCGGGGCAGGGGGAGACUCUUCUGGUUGCUGCGGGUGGUGAUGAGCCUCUUUGUGGGAGCAGUGGUCCUCACUGUACAGUUCACCAGGGACUGGGAGACUGGCUGGGUGAUGGCAAACACCUCCUACAAGUCCUUCAGCAGGGCCCUGGUGAACGUGGACAUUGGGCUGCACAUUGGCCUGGUGGGGCUGAACAUCACACUCGUGGGAAACCCAGUGAAUCAGCUCAAUGAAACCAUCAGCUACAAUGAGCACUUUGCCUGGAGUUUCAGUGCUGACUACGACCACAGCUACAGUGCAGGCCUGGAGAAGGGGCUGCCCAGCCCCAUCCUCUACGUGGCAGAGAAGUUCAGCAGGCAAAGCCCCUGCAGCAUGCACGGGCAGUACCGCAUCUCCGGCCACUACGCAUCGGCCAUGCUCUGGAUGGCCUUUUGCACCUGGCUCAUUUCCAUCCUGUUGUUCUCCAUGCCCAUCCUGCUCUACGGUGGCUUCAUGCUCCUCCUCACUGCUGUGCUGAUGCUCUUCUCACUGCUCUUCUUCUUCACUGCAAAGAACACUCCAAAAUGUCCUAUCCAGUUUGGUCCAGCUUCCCUGAAAACAGACUAUGGUGGAUCCUUUUGGCUGACAUUAGCAACAGGGCUGCUGUGCCUGCUCCUGGGGUUGGGCAUCAUCAUCCUGAACUCCAUGCAGCCUGAGAAGCUGAAGCUUGUAUUUAACCUGGACAAGGGAAAGAGAAAAGAAGAGGAGGGGUGGUACAAGUCCUACCUACCAACUGAGAUGAGCUCCUCUGCACAGGAGGUGCUGAUGGUCCCCCUGGGUGAGCUUUGUGAGGUGACAGCCACCCAGCUGUGAGGCACUGGGGUGAGGCAGGGCAAAGCCUGAGGGCACCUCUCCUGAAUUCACAUUCCAGUCCAAC
Molecule: messenger RNA, 1127 nt
Organism: Calypte anna (Anna's hummingbird)
Lineage: Eukaryota; Metazoa; Chordata; Aves; Apodiformes; Trochilidae
Product: dual oxidase maturation factor 1
Exons: 7
Coding region: 80-1063 (327 amino acids)
Biological process (GO): protein transport
Cellular component (GO): endoplasmic reticulum membrane
Source: RefSeq, a predicted model, not a curated record